Molecule: messenger RNA, 490 nt
Organism: Gryllus bimaculatus (two-spotted cricket)
Lineage: Eukaryota; Metazoa; Arthropoda; Insecta; Orthoptera; Gryllidae
Source: the annotation of a GenBank genome assembly
AAGUCGGGUCUUUUCUGCUGCGAACCUCCGUCAAGUGAGGUGUGUUAGUGUGCGUCUCCGUUGGAACCGGACGCGCGAACAGUACGGCGGCUGGUCACAUUUUAUUGCUCAACUCAGAAGCGACACUACCUAGAUAUUAACAGUCUGCAUUUAACAUGAUUUGGAAUGGGAAUAGUAAGGCAGAAACUUAAAAAGUCUUCACUUGAUCUAUUAUCAAGUGGCUCAGUAUAAUUGUCAUCAAAAGUCUGUGAGAAAUGGAUUUGUGUGCGCAAAAUCAGAGGCAGCCAGAAACCUGAAUUCCUUCAACACGCUGCGACUCGUGCAUUCUACAGAUCACUUAACCGCGCGUGCAUCAGACUUCUUUCCAGUGGGAGCCCUCGGGUCAGCAUUUCCUGUAAGUAACAAUACCUUUAUACGCUGUUAAAAAAAUUGGGGCAUCGACGAGUAAAAGAUGUCAGAUUGUCGCGAAGGACAGCCCGUUGUUGUGGGU